This is a messenger RNA of Talaromyces marneffei, 2280 nucleotides long. RefSeq lists its product as uncharacterized. Gene Ontology annotation, cellular component: nucleus. Bases 1 to 2280 code for a protein of 759 amino acids. Gene Ontology annotation, biological process: positive regulation of transcription by RNA polymerase II. Gene Ontology annotation, molecular function: DNA-binding transcription factor activity, RNA polymerase II-specific; zinc ion binding; transcription cis-regulatory region binding. The record is from RefSeq and is a predicted model, not a curated record. Lineage: Eukaryota; Fungi; Ascomycota; Eurotiomycetes; Eurotiales; Trichocomaceae. The transcript has 6 exons.
AUGCCGAGACCGAAACGACCAGGCGCGCCUGCACCUAAGCCCCGAAGUCGACAUGGAUGCUGGCCUUGUAAAAGACGUAAGAUCAAAUGCACCGAGGAGAAGCCAUCUUGUGCAAACUGCCUGCGUCAAGGUGACACGUGCGACUAUAGCAUUCGCCUGAAUUGGGAAGGUCGCACCAAGAGGAAGGCUUCCGAAGCGUUGACCCCGACUUCGAGUUCAGGGUUUGUGUCGUUCGCAACAAAGCCACGGUUGUCUGGUCUAGUCUCCGGACCCGAGUCGGCAUCUCCAGUCGAUUUAGCUCUAGGCAUAAGGGAUGAAUGGUCUACGGCUUCAAGCCCCUACACGAGUAGUACUGGAAACACAUGGAUUCCCUCUGGAUCACCUCCAUCCGCACCCACCCAGUCGCCGCCUACAGGACCUGACGACCACCAGGUCGUAGCUGCACAGCAUGAACUUUCUACGAAGAGCACAUUCAUGCCAUCUACGACAGUGCAUGAGAAUUAUCGGCCUUAUUCACAGCCGUUUGCAGCACCUGACUCUGCUGGGCUAGGAUUUACCGCUCUUCCGUACGGAUUCGAAAGCAAUGCGGUCUCUCAACCAGUCUCCUUUCUCCGUGACACUUCGACGGGAGACGGGUUGGCCACUGAGCAAGGUGUCUACAAUGCUAAGGGUCAGCAGAGACAGGGCGAUAAUUUGAGCCAUCGUAAGUAUCACGGCCAAACGUCGCUUGGUCAGGAUCCCGGUCCGAUUCCACUGAACCUCGCAUUGUCUCACGGCGCCGAAAAUACCAUGGAGUCACCGGACAGGCGUCGACCUAUAGUCACCGGCCAUGAAAUAUUUUAUGGGUAUGACUGCGGUACUCCAGAUUAUGAUCUACCCAAGAACAACGAUGCAGAAGCCAUUGCCCCAAUCAAUCCAUCUGAUGAAGUCAUUGACGACGAUCCUAUAAGUCCUGAAUCAGAGCCGACGCCCACUGGUUCUAUUCAUGUUCGCCGAAGGUCGUCAUUCACUACGGGUGGUGGUUAUUAUAUUACCCCUGUUCGUGUCAAGAUACCCAGAAGGAUGACACCGUUACCAUCAACGUUGCUGGAGAAUCCAAUGAACCUGCUGUAUUUCCAUCAUUUCAUUGAUCACACCGCACGAAUAUUGGUUCCUCAUGACUGUGAUCGGAAUGGGCUGUUGAAUAUUUUACCUGCGAUGGCCAUUACCGAUCCCAACCUUCUCAAUCUGAUGUUGGCGUAUUCAGCAAGUCAUCGAGCGCGCUUUCUUCGUCAUCCAGAACCUUCCAAUCGAAUUGCGCAUUGGGUCAGAGAUGUCUUCCCUGCCCUGCGGCACGCCCUGAACGAGCCAGAUGGGAAUGUGACUGACAGCCACUUAGCAACUGCAAUCAUGCUAGUGUCUCUCAAAAUUGUGUCCCCGAGCACUUUCGAAGUCCCUAUCACAUGGCAGACUCACCUCAAACUCGCCAGGGAUCUUUUCAUUGCUCGCGGGAUUCAUCUUCAUUGUCAACCGGAUAACAAAGUAGCUUGGUUCCUUGGCCAAUGGUUCUGCUAUCUAGACAUCAUUGGAAGUCUGUCUUGCCGAUACAGUGGCGCCCCCGUAUUGGAUUCCAGCCACUGGCUAAUAGCAGCGAGCCAGGGAAUUUCUGACAACCCAUAUCAGGAGGAUGAAGAUAACGAUGAACACUACCGAGUGGACUGUUUUCUAGGAUGCACGCGUCAGACGGGGGCUCACUUGGCGCGUCUGGCACAUUUGACGCAUCGCUGUGACAACGAGCGCUUUGACGAGGUUGGGAAUUUUCGAACAGAUUGGACACCAUCCCACGACGUGAUACAGGCUGGUCAAUCCCUUUUGGAGGGCAUGCGUCGGGCUAGACAGCGCGGUCAUGUACCGGGAACCCAUCACACGGAGUUGGAAGACGACGAAAUGAUAGCGAUAGAUAUGGCAUUUCACUGGUCUGGUGUAAUUCACACUCACCGCCGCGUCUUGGGUGAUACCGGCUACUCGGCAGAGAUCCAUGAAGCAGUCGACAACCUCUGCAGUGCUAUUGCUAGGAUCCGUUCUGGAAGUUCGACGGAGUGUUCUGUUCUUUUCCCGCUGUUUACGGCGGGGUGUGAAAGUCGGGAUCCUCAGCAACGAUUGGAUAUUAUGACGAGGGUGAUGAAUUUUGAGACAGAGGGACUCAAGCAGUUUAAAAACGCGCGCAAGUUGAUGCAGCGGUGUUGGGAAGAGGAUCUACCAUGGAUGGCGUUGGCCCAUGGGAAACGAUUUCGGGUUUGA